CUCGCCGCACCACACUCCGCCCUCGCAGCGGCCGCGUCCAGAGGAGGCUUUUCCCCCGAGCGAGCGCCCCGCGGACGGCUUCGGGACCCAGCCCUCGCCGAGCAGUGAGCGUCUCGUCCAGCGCGCCUGUCGACUGCAGCGUGAAGCCGAGCGGAGAGAGAGAGCGAGCAGGCGGCGACAUGGCCAAGAACACGGCGAUCGGCAUCGACCUGGGCACCACCUACUCGUGCGUGGGGGUGUUCCAGCACGGCAAGGUGGAGAUCAUCGCCAACGACCAGGGCAACCGCACCACCCCCAGCUACGUGGCGUUCACCGACACCGAGCGGCUGAUCGGGGAUGCGGCCAAGAACCAGGUGGCGCUGAACCCGCAGAACACGGUGUUUGACGCCAAGCGGCUGAUCGGCCGCAAGUUCGGCGACCCGGUGGUGCAGUCGGACAUGAAGCACUGGCCCUUCCACGUGAUCGGCGAGGGCGACAAGCCCAAGGUGCAGGUGAGCUACAAGGGGGAGACGAAGGCCUUCUACCCCGAGGAGAUCUCGUCGAUGGUGCUGACGAAGAUGAAGGAGAUCGCCGAGGCGUACCUGGGCUGCCCGGUGAGCAACGCGGUGAUCACCGUGCCCGCCUACUUCAACGACUCGCAGCGGCAGGCCACGAAGGACGCGGGCGUGAUCGCGGGGCUGAACGUGCUGCGCAUCAUCAACGAGCCCACGGCGGCCGCCAUCGCCUACGGCCUGGACCGCACGGGCAAGGGGGAGCGCAACGUGCUCAUCUUCGACCUGGGCGGGGGCACCUUCGACGUGUCGGUCCUGACCAUCGACGACGGCAUCUUCGAGGUGAAGGCCACGGCGGGGGACACGCACCUGGGCGGGGAGGACUUCGACAACCGGCUGGUGAACCACUUCGUGGAGGAGUUCAGGAGGAAGCACAAGAAGGACAUCAGCCAGAACAAGCGCGCCGUGAGGCGGCUGCGCACGGCCUGCGAGCGCGCCAAGAGGACGCUGUCGUCCAGCACGCAGGCCAGCCUGGAGAUCGACUCGCUGUUCGAGGGCGUCGACUUCUACACAUCCAUCACGCGCGCGCGCUUCGAGGAGCUGUGCUCCGACCUGUUCCGCGGCACCCUGGAGCCCGUGGAGAAGGCGCUGCGCGACGCCAAGAUGGACAAGGCGCAGAUCCACGACCUGGUGCUGGUGGGCGGCUCCACGCGCAUCCCCAAGGUGCAGAAGCUGCUGCAGGACUUCUUCAACGGGCGCGACCUCAACAAGAGCAUCAACCCCGACGAGGCGGUGGCCUACGGGGCGGCGGUGCAGGCGGCCAUCCUGAUGGGGGACAAGUCGGAGAACGUGCAGGACCUGCUGCUGCUCGACGUGGCGCCGCUGUCGCUGGGGCUGGAGACGGCGGGCGGCGUGAUGACGGCCCUGAUCAAGCGCAACUCCACCAUCCCCACCAAGCAGACGCAGAUCUUCACCACCUACUCGGACAACCAGCCCGGGGUGCUGAUCCAGGUGUACGAGGGCGAGCGCGCCAUGACGAAGGACAACAACCUGCUGGGCCGCUUCGAGCUCAGCGGCAUCCCGCCGGCGCCGCGCGGCGUGCCCCAGAUCGAGGUGACCUUCGACAUCGACGCCAACGGCAUCCUCAACGUCACGGCCACCGACAAGAGCACCGGCAAGGCCAACAAGAUCACCAUCACCAAUGACAAGGGCCGCCUGAGCAAGGAGGAGAUCGAGCGCAUGGUGCAGGAGGCCGAGAGGUACAAGGCGGAGGACGAGGUGCAGCGCGAGCGCGUGGCGGCCAAGAACGCGCUCGAGUCCUACGCCUUCAACAUGAAGAGCGCCGUGGAGGACGAGGGCCUCAAGGGCAAGAUCAGCGAGGCGGACAAGAAGAGGGUGCUGGACAAGUGCCAGGAGGUCAUCUCCUGGCUCGACUCCAACAGCCUGGCCGACAAGGACGAGUUCGAGCACAAGAGGAAGGAGCUGGAGCAGGUGUGUAGCCCCAUCAUCAGCGGACUGUACCAGGGCGCGGGUGGCCCCGGGCCGGGCGGCUUCGGGGCGCAGGCGCCCAAGGGCGGCUCUGGCUCCGGCCCCACCAUCGAGGAGGUGGAUUAGCCGCCCUGGGAACCCAGCGGUCCUUUGGGCCGACCCCUUCCUCCUGGGCCCCUGCCGGCUUUCUGUGUUGUGUAACUGAGGCCCAUGCCUUCAGUGUGUCGGUCCUGAAGUGAAGUCACCGCCUGGCGGGCUGAGGCGCUAGCUCUUGCAUUUUUGUGGUUUCUAAGUCUUGUUAUUUAGGUUAAGUGCAAGUGUUGUAAGGUGGUUUUAUUUUCUUCCCUCCAACUAAUCAGUGCUGCCACCUUGUGUACAGUUUUUUUUUCCUUGGACUAGGGGGAAAGUCACGCUAAUUAUGGUUUGUAAUUUAAUGACUAAAAUGUUUAAAAAUAUCAGUAUACAUAUGCAGCAGGCUUGGGUGGCAUGGGCACUUUGUGUUGUCCCUGCUCCAGAGGGUUUGAGCCUGCCGCUGCUGUUGAGACUGUAUAUUAUUAGACCAUUACAUUCAUAGGCCUUGCUUGUGUUGUACAUGUUUGGGGCUCGAGUGUCAUUUUCCUUAUAUUGCCUGUUUGUGUGUAAAGUUAAGCUGCAUAUUUUGUUUUUAAGCUGUGGAACUUGCUAUCUUUCAACAUUUGUAAUUUGCAGACAAGUUUAUACUGUCGCAUUUUGUCGGGGUUUUUUUGGGGGGUACUGUGCAUCCAAGCUAGUCGUUUUUAUUGGUCAUAUUAAAAUAAACAAACUUUAAAAUAA
Messenger RNA from Octodon degus (degu), 2792 nucleotides. RefSeq names its product heat shock 70 kDa protein 1. The transcript has a single exon. Gene Ontology annotation, biological process: regulation of mitotic spindle assembly; positive regulation of proteasomal ubiquitin-dependent protein catabolic process; protein refolding. Gene Ontology annotation, molecular function: ubiquitin protein ligase binding; ATP binding; ATP-dependent protein folding chaperone. The record is from RefSeq and is a predicted model, not a curated record. Gene Ontology annotation, cellular component: cytoplasm; blood microparticle; vesicle. The coding region runs from base 180 to 2105 and encodes 641 amino acids. NCBI's taxonomy places the organism in Eukaryota, Metazoa, Chordata, Mammalia, Rodentia, Octodontidae.